Styela clava is the source of this 1138-nucleotide messenger RNA. RefSeq names its product caspase-3-like. Gene Ontology annotation, cellular component: cytoplasm. Gene Ontology annotation, molecular function: cysteine-type endopeptidase activity. NCBI's taxonomy places the organism in Eukaryota, Metazoa, Chordata, Ascidiacea, Stolidobranchia, Styelidae. Gene Ontology annotation, biological process: positive regulation of neuron apoptotic process; apoptotic process; proteolysis. The record is from RefSeq and is a predicted model, not a curated record.
AUGUAGUAUAAGGUAAAUUUACAACUGACAACUGACAAUGGAUGAAAGGACAAUCCCAGGAGACGUGCCGCCUGCCCGACAGAAUUAUUCUAAUAAAGAACGCUCCAAAUGGCGCGUAGAGGCCGGCCAAUGUAUUUCGGACACUGUGGAUGCAGGAUUUGACGUCAAUGAAGACGAUGACAUCUACGACAUGCGUCAAAAGGAAAUGAGAAUUUUUCUUGUAUUCAGUCACGAGGUAUUUGACUCCGACUUAGGACUUCCUAAACGCGAAGGAACAGUUACUGACGAAGAAGGUUUAGAAAAGGUCUUCGGGCAAAUUGGAUUUAAGGUUAUAAUAAAGAAAAAUCUUCAUAGAGAAGAAAUUACGAAAACCAUUGAUGAAUAUGUGAAGUAUGAUCACUCACGUAAUGGAAGUUUUGCGUGUGCGGUUUUGUCACACGGUAAAAAAGAAGGAUUCGUCUACGCUUAUGAUUAUGCAUAUACCGUUAAAUCACUCUAUGAACCAUUUCGAGAUUGCAUGUCAUUAGUUGGAAAACCAAAGCUUUUCUUUGUACAGGCAUGUCGGGGUACAAAACUUCAAGACGGCAAUAGAAAAGAUACCGCAGACACUGGGCCUGACGGCGUAAUGACAAUUCCACGGGAAGCUGAUUUUUUGAUCGCAUAUUCCACGAUAGAAGGUUACUAUUCAUGGAGGAACCCAAUGACUGGUUCAUGGUUUAUUCAAAGCUUGAUUAAGUGCGUGGAAAAUUUUUCACACAAAUGGGAUUUGUUGAAAAUCCUCACUCGCGUAAACAAAGAAGUGUGUUGCAAAGAAUCCAAUCCUGACCUAUACGAAAUGAAAGGCAAAAAGCAAUGUCCUUCGAUUGUUUGUCAACUGACUGCCCAACUCUAUUUCAAGGCAAAGAACGAUGAUGUUACCGACGCUAAAAUUCCAGUGCAGGCUUCAGAGAUUCCAUCAUCAAUUAGAUCAGCAGCUAGUUCCGGACUGACCAUGAAGGUUCAAGUUACAGAUGAUAAUGUUUUUUCGGAAAUGGUGUAUUACCGAUUAAAGCUGGAAUCUCUCGAAAUUAAGGAAAAGCUCAUAGCAAUGAAGAGAAAUCUCUUCCAAGAAAAAAUACAGAAAGCUAGUUACGAAUAA